CAGAAGCUCAACUACGCGGUUCAAUAUCGCGCGCUCCAAAACGUCGCUCCUGAUGUACAGUCUGAAUACUUUUUAUCGGUUGAUCUAAAGGUUUAAUCUGUGAAGGUUUUAUUGCAUCCCAUGACCAACUUAAGCGAGGAUUAGUGAAUGCGUAACAGAAGAACUGGAGAAACGCACUAUAACCAGGAAGGGGGACGAUAUUACGGGUUCCACGAUGGUACACUGAAGGCACAGCAGCAACAGCGAUAUCGUUUAAAAGCUAACGACAAGUCAACUACGCAGAAAAGUUUACCGAACACAAGAAACUGAAGAAUUGAUUAUCACAAUGAAUUUCACGUCGAAUUCCACAUUGAACGUUUCACAAAGUAGUGGCAGCUGCGCAUUUAGUGACCGUCCAAGCCAAACAGGACUGGUUGUUCUUGGUUCGUUCUAUAUAGUAAUGACAGUGGUAUCAUUUACUGGAAAUGUGAUGGUGAUUUGCACUGUGGUCCUUAACCGCCGCAUGCAUACAGUCACCAACUACUUAAUCAUCAACAUGGCCGUAGCUGAUCUUCUUCUAACGGUCUGCAAUAUGCCUACAACGACAGCCUCAUUCCUUGGCAAUUCAAAAUCUUGGAUUUCCGGGGAUCUAGGUGUAGCUUUAUGCAAAUUGAUCUCCUUUAUCCAGUCCCUCUCUGUCGGGUGUACAGUUUUUAACAUGACUGCUAUAUCAAUAGAUCGGUUUUUUGCAGUAGUUUUCCCGCUACGUCGUUACAUUACGUUUGCCAUUGCGUACGUAAUGAUGGCCGUAGUGUGGAUUAGUGCUUUUGCUAUUAGCGCGCCGUUUCUUUACGCAAUGAAUGUAAUCCAGCCGAUGAAAGAUGGGCCACUGUACUGCGUUGAAAACUGGAAGCUAACCAAUCCAAGUGAGACCUCUGCACCACAAGACUUCACUGUUGCUCUCUUCCUUUUCUUCUAUGCCAUUCCACUAAUAAUCAUGACUAAUUUGUACUCCGUGAUCAUCUACAAGUUAUGGAUCCGCAAAGUUCCCGGYCAGCGCAGCGCGGCGAAUGAACAGCAAGCUGAAAGAUCAAAAAGGAAGGUUUUGCGGAUGUUGCUUGUGGUGGUAAUAGUAUUUGCAGUGUGUUGGUUGCCUAUYUAUAUCAGUCAGUUYRUAACGUUCUACGGGGAUCCAUGCGGACUGCCAUUAUCUUUUCUGUACUUCGGGUUAUUUCUUGGUCAYGCUAAUAGUGCGUUAAACCCAAUCCUGUACGUUAUAUUCAACGAGAAUUACAGAAAAGGAUUCAAAGACAUUUUGCUGUGUCGUUGUAGGAAAAGAAGAGUUGUUCCUGGUACAACGACGGUGGGUUGUGACAAUACGUUCAUUGAUAAGAAUUCUACCAGGUUGAACAACACGUCACCUGCUCCAUCUCAUCUCGCAAACAGCGCUCACUCUAACUCUAAUACCUAGUUAUUCUAUAGAGAUAGACCGCACUAGAGGCUGCAACUACCCGACCUAAAGCCCCAGCAAUGAAUAGUAAUGGUUAACAGCACAGGGUAUUCAGAGAUCGUAUCAUUGCUUAACGAAGAUUCUCUAUGAUCUGAUAGUAAACUGUAUGAAAUAACUUUAUAGGAAACAACCACUCGUGAGGUUGAGGCCAAUGACUAUUUGUAACUAGAAUCGAGAGGGAAAACUAUACCAAGGUUGUCUUCUUCUGUUGCGCAUGCGUUAAAUUCGAAGUUUUGGGUAUAUGGGAAGAUUGAAAUCACUAGGUCCGACGUCGUGCGCGUUGACCAAUAUGCACUCUUAGUAAUCAUAUGUAAUUACUGUUCACGACUUUAAAGUUAAUAAAACGCUUGAGAUCGGCUUUUUUGGCGGGAUUAGUAAUGACAAAUUCUGUAAAUUACGCUUUGCCGCAAGCUCCUGGUUCUCAUUCAGUGKAGAAAGUACACAACAGAGGGGCUCUUUGAGUUUAAAAAUGUAUGCUUGAUUGUUCGAUUGUUCUUAGUACAGUGGGCAGUAGAAUGUGUAUGUUUCAUUAUGGAUAUUCAAUAAGUGUAGUAAAUCAAUAACUGUUUGGGUGCAAUUUCUUUUUAUUGUAAAAUACUCUAGUAAACCUACCCUUUAUCAUUUUCAAGCAUAAAUAAUGGCUCUCAUAGGAUGCUGGUUAACCGUAGUCCUUUACUCUACAUUACAUAUUAUAAAACUCGUUAAAUUUGAUAUAUAUUGUACAUUUUAUAUUUUGCUUUGAUGUCAUUAUAAUACAUUGUUGUGUUACAUUCUACAA
Molecule: messenger RNA, 2267 nt
Organism: Exaiptasia diaphana
Lineage: Eukaryota; Metazoa; Cnidaria; Anthozoa; Actiniaria; Aiptasiidae
Product: QRFP-like peptide receptor
Exons: 5
Coding region: 326-1450 (374 amino acids)
Biological process (GO): G protein-coupled receptor signaling pathway
Cellular component (GO): membrane
Molecular function (GO): G protein-coupled peptide receptor activity
Source: RefSeq, a predicted model, not a curated record